AUGAACGAAGGCAACGGGCAGAAAGGAGAGGGCUUCAGUCGAAAGAGAGCCCGUAUAGAUUAUGAGGAGACCGAGGAGGAACAACAACAACAACAAGAACAAGGACAGCAGCAGCAGUGGCAGUCUCUGACUGCUGUCGAAGUUAGCGACAAUGUGCGUCUGCCGAGAGUCUCUUCAGCACCACCACCAGCAAAUGGAAACACGGUAAGCCAAGACCUAGCAGAGAAGCAGAGGCCUCGACGAGAAGAACGGCCUCACUACUCAAACUCUCAGCUGCACAAGCAACAUCAUUAUAGUCACCAGUCGAGACUCGAACACCAGAUAGAGGAGCUUGAAUCACAACACUACCUCAGCCCCUCGGACCAAGUCAAGCUCGAGAAUUUGCAAGAUAAACUCGAAAGCAUAACAUCUCGAACCCAAUCUAGUCAAUUUCAUCUACCAAAUUCUUCUUCGCAUAGCCGGUCUGACUUGUAUUAUGGUAAAGCCCAAGCACAAGUGCAAGUGCAAGCACAGGCACAGGCGACGAGAACGGUCAACUGGGAAGCCGAGCAGUUUAGACGAGCACAACAAUUGAAUCUCAAAACGGACGACAAAAUCCACGUCAACGACGAUAGAGAGUACGAAUACGUUUUUGACGAGUCGCAGUACGUCAACUACGAAGAAGAUGAGAUACUCUCGGGAGACGAAGCACUGAAUCAACAGGACCCCCAGAUUGCCGAAAAAGGAGAAAUUGAGGAUGUGCAGCAAAGUCUCCCCGUUUACAAGUACAAGGAUGAGCUCCUCAAGAUUGUCCUGCAAAACCAAGUGUUGAUCGUUGUCGGGGAAACUGGGUCCGGGAAAACCACCCAGUUGCCGCAGUACUUGUACCAUGCUGGCUACUCCCACAAUGACACCAAGAUUAUCGGAUGCACGCAGCCGAGACGAGUUGCUGCCACCUCUGUAGCGCAAAGAGUCGCGCAAGAGAUGCAAGUAAACUUGGGCGACAAGGUUGGAUACACUGUUCGAUUCGACGACAAAUCGAGCGCUAGAACUAAAGUAAAGUAUCUCACCGAUGGUAUGCUCUUGCGUGAGUUCCUCAAGGAUCCCCAGUUGGACUCAUACGGUGCAAUCAUGAUUGACGAGGCCCACGAACGGACGCUAUCCACCGAGAUUCUCCUCAGUUUACUAAAAGACUUGACCGAGACGCGCAAGGACUUGAAAAUAAUCAUUGCCAGUGCUACUAUCAACGCAACCAAGUUUUCGCAAUUUUUCAACAAUUCGCCAAUUUUGAACAUCCCCGGCCGCCGAUUCCCCGUAAAGAUACACUACACGAAGCAGCCCGAGGCAAAUUAUCUCCAAGCGAUAAUCACCACCAUCUUCCAAAUACACUUGACGCAGCCUUUGCCAGGGGACAUCCUUGUCUUUCUCACGGGCCAAGAGGAGAUUGAAAACUUGGAAACUCAAGUGCACGAAGCAGUGGUUAAGCUCGGGGACCAGUUGAAAGCGCACGGGAAAUUGUUGGUGUGCAGCAUAUACGCCAACUUACCCCAUGAGCAACAGCAGCGCAUUUUCGAGCCGACGCCACCAAUGGCGAGAAAAUUGGUGUUGGCGACAAACAUCGCCGAGACUUCAAUCACCAUACCUGGGGUUGCGUAUGUCAUUGAUCCCGGCUACGUCAAACAGACCGAGUUCAAUCCACUGACGGGCAUGGAAAGUCUCUUGGUUGUUCCUUGUUCGCGAGCAAAUUGCGACCAGCGAGCAGGGCGUGCCGGUAGAAUCGGCCCGGGAAAAUGCUUUAGAAUCUUUACUAAGCAUUCGUUUGAUCAUGAAUUGGAGGUCAAUCAGAAGCCCGAGAUUAUGAGAAUCAACUUGAACUCAGUGGUGCUUCUCUUGUUGUCACUUGGGAUCAACGACUUGAUUCGAUUUCCCUUCUUGGAUCCUCCUAAUAAGCAGAGUCUUAUAAAGUCGUUGAAUUUGCUUCGUUCUUUAGAUGCGUUGAACUCGAGAGGCGCAUUAACUUCGACGGGUGCGAAAAUGAGCGAGUUCCCACUAGACCCAACUUACUCCAAAUGCAUUUUGGAAAGUGAAAAAUAUCAAAUCACGAGGGAGAUUUGCAUCAUCAUCGCCAUGCUAACGGAAUCGGCCAAUUUGUACUAUAGCCCGAAAAAAUUGGGGCGUGAACUAGUCUUGAAACGACGCGAGGAGUUUGCCAGUAAACAAGGCGAUCAUUUCACCUUGUUGAACAUAUAUAGACAAUGGAGCAACGUGGGCGGCUACUCCAGUCAAUGGUGCCAGGACUACUUCACCCAAUACAAGACAUUGAAAAGGGCACGCAACAUUUACGAGCAAUUGAUCAAAAUCUGCACCAAGAUAGGCAUGAAGUUGAAUCCAGAACGUGACCACAUAGCCGAAGACGACGCCUCCAAUGACUUGCUUGUCCAGAAAUGCUUGAUGAGCGGGUUCUUUAACAACGUUGUCAAGUUAUCGCCUAUGGGGGACUGCUACCAGAAUAUCGACCCAAAGAAGAACAAGACUCCCUGCUUCAUUCACCCUUCGUCGAUCUUGUUCAAAAAGAGGAACCCCAAGCCUCGAUUUUUGAUGUACUACGAGUUGAUUUUGACUAGUAAGGAGUAUAUGAGAAACUGCUUGAUUUUGGAUGAUAGAGUCGUUGCGGAUAUAGUUGAUAAGAAGCUGCAGCGAUAG
Messenger RNA from Lodderomyces beijingensis, 2682 nucleotides. Lineage: Eukaryota; Fungi; Ascomycota; Pichiomycetes; Serinales; Debaryomycetaceae. The record is from the annotation of a GenBank genome assembly.